This is a messenger RNA of Ornithodoros turicata, 2351 nucleotides long. RefSeq lists its product as uncharacterized. The transcript is spliced from 4 exons. The record is from RefSeq and is a predicted model, not a curated record. Lineage: Eukaryota; Metazoa; Arthropoda; Arachnida; Ixodida; Argasidae. Bases 177 to 2201 code for a protein of 674 amino acids.
UCCGUGUAGUUCGUCUGGCGGGAAUUUUUUUCACCCACUUUAUGGUCCCAUCUCAGUGACCGUAAACCAUUGGGUUGCAUGUGCAUCAGGGUAUGAUGCGCGUGGGGGUUGAAAUCGAAGGAUACACCACCACGUUAUAGAUCAUAUGCUGGUGCAUCAGCCCAAAGUCGAACGCAAUGGGUGACGAGGUGGACAUCUACUCCGACCUGCAGAAUGAGGAGGCUUCCAGUUCAACUCGUCCGUCUGUGGAUGCCGCCACAGAGCUGGAUCUUCUGGACGCGUGUGUCAUUCCCAGACAACCUACCCCUGUUAAGGCAAGAAAAACUCUCACUUCGUCGCAUUCAACGCCUGCAGGGACCGUAACUCGUGCCUUAGAGUUGUCCUCAGAAAAAGCGAAAUUUCAGGGCUUAGAGGAGCAGAAUGUCAAGCCAGAACAGCCUGAAGGUGUGUGCUUAGAAAAGGAGGUAGCUGAUUUGAGAAACCAGAAUUCCCUUCUGAAGCACAACAUAUCAGUCUUGUAUGUGACGGCGAAGCACAUCCUGGCUGCCAAGGACAAGGAGAUUGCUACUUUACGAACGAAGUUGGACAACUUAAUCUUCAGGAGAAACAACCGAGGCAGCAAAAGCAGCACAGACCAAUUCCAACCUGCAAAUGCGACCAUAUCAAAUCCAGUGUCGACUCAGUGCAUCUUAAAAGAUAAUCCUGCAGGAAAAGCCAGCACACAAAUCGAUGCAGAAGAAAGAACGCAUGAAAUGUCAUUAGGUCUCCAGUGCCUUUACGAACUCAGCAGGGUUCCGCCAUUGAAACGUGUGGAACUCGACGACGUCAGGCGUUUGCCACACCACAACUCCGAACUAAAGCAGAGAGACACGAAACAGAACCAUGUCAGAGCAGGCGGUGAUAAUCCCAGUAAAGAGUUGCUAGUGAGUACAAGAAUUUCAAAGUCUUCAGCAACGAGAAACUCUUCACCCAUUCGCAACGAGAGGUACCCACCAGUUCGCAGAAGUGUAGAAUGCAGGCAGACAGAAGAAAACACAAGGUUGCGUGCUGUUGUCCAGAAAAGGAAGAGGUUGAGGUCACCGACAGAACCUUGCCCGAAAAAAAUUGGAAGGUCAGACCAUGCCCCACGAGGAAACCGUGCAGGCCACUCCUCUGCAAAAGAGACAGAGCACGCUUUCCAAGAACCACACCGUGUAGACCACACCACUGUCAGAUUGAGACAGACAGACCAUCGUCCUGACCGCUCUUCCGUCAAGUUAAAAGAGACAGACCAUGCAUCUCGUGAACACAGUGCAGACCUCCCUUUAAAAUUGAGAGGGACAGACCACUUCUCUCGAGAGCACCGUGCAGACCACUCUUCUGUCAAAUUGAGAGAGACCGACCACGUCUCUCGAGAACUCCGUCCUGACCACUCCUGUGUCAAACUGAAAGAGACAGGCCAUGCCUCUCAAGAACAACACCGCGCAGACCACUCUUCCGCGAAAUUAAAAGAUACGGACCAUGUUUCUAGAGAAAACUAUACCGUCCACCCUUCUGUUGUGCCGAGAGAGAAAGUGCACGGAGAUAAAGUGUGCAGGUUACGGAAUGGACACAUACCAAAGACGCUGGAAGUGAGUAGUUCAUCUCCGUUGCGAGACGGCACGAAGAAAAUUUCUGCGAGGAGUAGCUCCAUUAAAUCACUAUCGGAAAAGAGCUGUUCAUUGGAUGACUCCGCAAAUGCGGAUUUGACGUCCCGCAUACAGCCCAGCACGAGGCAGGGCUCUGCCUCUAAGUGCGUAGCGAAUGGUUAUAAAAGGAAUGGAUGUUCAGUAUCGCCUUUGCACAAGUCGCGCAGGACAUCACUGAGGUCUGUCGCAUCUACAAAAUACCUGCAUCGCGGAACUUCAAGCGAUCGCUCCCGACUGUCCUGUCCAUUGCGAAGCCUAGAUCGAGAGAGAAGCAGGCAUCCGACGAAUACGAGGGAAAGGGUUGUUCGAAGGGGUGAGGAAAGCAGGACAGAGAAAGGACACCAGGCGGGAAUCAAGUGUACGGCCGAAGACAGCAUGAAAGGUGCAGACCAGCUAGAGGGCAGAAAUGGAUUACGCGAAACCAAAGAAUCCCCUAAGCUCUUAACGAAACGAACGUCUGUAGAAAAAGAUGCGGAAGGCACAUCGUCGGGCAUUGAAAGAGAUCUCGAAGAAGGUGAACUGGUGAGUGACUGACGGAAGCCUGCGUGGGUGGAGCUGGAAGUUUGAGAACUGCGUAAGAUUUGAACAAAUUGUGUAACGAGUCUUCAGUUUUAUUGCAUUGUACAUACGUAUAAUAUGAAAUUGAAAUGUAUUUAAGGAUAAUAUAUCAGUAUGGCACCGACA